Messenger RNA from Pediculus humanus corporis (human body louse), 744 nucleotides. RefSeq lists its product as uncharacterized. NCBI's taxonomy places the organism in Eukaryota, Metazoa, Arthropoda, Insecta, Psocodea, Pediculidae. The transcript is spliced from 2 exons. The record is from RefSeq and is a predicted model, not a curated record. The coding region runs from base 1 to 744 and encodes 247 amino acids.
AUGCCAGCACUUAUUUGUUUUACAUUAGGAAUUGUCGCUGGUUCGAAAGCAUUAGCCGAGUUGAGUGUUCCAAUAUUUUUAGCAGUUACAAAUCUUUAUCCAUCCCUAUUGAUAUUUUUAGAUAAAAAAAUCGAAUUGAGCAAUGCAUCGCUUAAAGUUUGCGGUAGCGCAGGAACAUUGGGAACGAUUAUAAUAAUAAUAAUAUUCAUAUCGAAUCCAAAUUCAAUUUCUCCGAUUCUUUGGCUGUUAACUCACAUCAUAUUAAACAUAAUUUAUUAUUUAUAUUUGUCUAAAAUGAAUUUAGAUUUGUCAAACACGACACAGAUAUAUUACAGAAAUUUUUUCAGCGUCAUUUUUCUUUUUCCAAUAAGUUUUUUUCUAGAUGUUUUACACUUGCCAAGAAACGGUGGUUGGGAAUUUUAUGGGGGUUGCUUUUUAAGCGGCAUUCUCGGCACACUAUUACAAAUGUGGACUUUUAAAAUAUCAAAUCAACCAAAUUUUUUACUAAUCGAAGGAAUCUCUAAAAUUUCAUGCAGUUUAAUUGCUCAUAAUUUAUUUUUAUCCUCCAAUAUUGAUCCCUUCGUGUGGAUUUUAAUCCUCAUUAAUUUUUUUAUUUGUAUGAUUUUCAUAAAUAACAGUCGAAAAGAAAAUGUCAAUGUUAAAUCUAAAAUAAAUUUAUCCAUUCCGUUAGAAGACGAUGAUAAAUAUAUGACAGAAUCAUCUGUGCCAUUAUUAAUCGUAUAA